Penaeus indicus is the source of this 748-nucleotide messenger RNA. RefSeq lists its product as uncharacterized. The coding region runs from base 16 to 432 and encodes 138 amino acids. The record is from RefSeq and is a predicted model, not a curated record. The transcript is spliced from 3 exons. Lineage: Eukaryota; Metazoa; Arthropoda; Malacostraca; Decapoda; Penaeidae.
UGUGUGUGUGUAGACAUGAGUUUCAGAUUUAAUUCUGAAUCCCUUCUUCCAGUGGUAUGUGCGGAGCCCGACAGCUUGCCAGGCGUGCUGAAAGAUCUUAACAUAGCACUGUCCUCAUUUGGUGAAAACCCGACAGACCAAGACCUUGCUGAUCUUGUUUCCUGCGCUGCUCAUCAAACACUAACUGUUUUCUCACAGGUGGCUCGGGGCAAGAAAGAUCUAAGCGCUUCAGACCGAGCUGAAUCUGAGCGUCUUCUCCAGCAAUUGACUGGACACAGAAUGGCAGGGAUUGCAGCUGUUGUGUCUCAGAACCAAAGCUACAAUGAAGCUAAAAGAUCUGCUCUGGAGCUCCGUCUGUCUGAACUGACGUCCCGGCAGCAGGAAAUCCAAGGUGCCCUAAGGGAAGUUCACGAGGGCAGCCUUGGUGCAUAAGAACAAAACACCCGGUCGCGACACUUAGGAUAUGCCAGUGUCUACACUGCGUCCUUCAGCGAGGACUGGAGUUUAUAAUGACAUUCAUACUAAUUUACAAACCGCAUAGCUGCUGUGGCUGAUGUUCGGUUAAAGCACAUUAGUGCGAUCUGGUUUAUGAAAAAAAUCAAUGAAUCUAGUGGCACUUUUGUAGCCUCACAGUUUACAAAAUAUCACUGUUAUGCUUAUUAAAGCUUUUUCUUUCCACUGCAGAUUGGUUACACUUUUUAUCAUAUAGUAUAUAGAGUUAAAAUGGAAAUUAUCAUUAAAACAUAAA